This is a messenger RNA of Conger conger (European conger), 3492 nucleotides long. It is a transcript of the gene nemp1, whose product is annotated as nuclear envelope integral membrane protein 1. Gene Ontology annotation, cellular component: nuclear envelope. The record is from RefSeq and is a predicted model, not a curated record. Bases 2 to 1366 code for a protein of 454 amino acids. The transcript has 9 exons. Lineage: Eukaryota; Metazoa; Chordata; Actinopteri; Anguilliformes; Congridae.
UAUGCGCAGCACUGUCAUGGCGGGACACAUGAAACGAAGAGUUGGAUUUAAUUGCAAAAAUUCAAGAACGACAGUUAUUAUAUUGUCUUUUGUGCUGCAUUUUCUUCUACUAAUAGAACAAACUUCAGCGGUAAUGCCUAUAACCCCUAUCAAAGAAGGGAAGGAACACCAGGAGUCUGGAUCAAAGCACUUCUGUUAUGAAAAUCACCUGGUGCCAGGAUGGAGGGAGACCUGGACACGGAUUCAGAUUCAGGUGUACAGCUCCAAGGAGCUGAAGGUGACGGUGGUGCAGGACGAGAACGAGCUCCAGGAGCUGGAGCACUUCAGCCUGUGGACCCUGGUGCGCUACUUCAUGCGUGAGCACUCCAACGAGACCCUCAUCAGCGUGGGCUUGUUCAGCACAAAGACCUGCUUCCGGGUGGACCCAGCGGACCGCAGUGCCACGUACACAGUCAGGCUCGAGCACAAGUUUGAUAUUUAUCUGUUCCUGGUGUUCCUGUCUGGAUUGCUGUUGUUUCUCUAUGCCGACACACUCAGCAGGAGUCAGCUGUUCUAUUACUCAGCCGGAAUGAGCACGGGCAUGAUCGCCUCCCUCAUCAUCCUCAUCUUCAUCAUGGCUCGCUUGCUGCCCAAGAAAAGCCCGUUCUACGUGAUGAUAGUCGGGGGCUGGUCCUUCUCACUCUACCUCAUCCAGCUGGUGUUCCGGAACCUGCAGCUCAUUCUGAGAGAGCACUGGCACCUGGCCAUAGGCUACACAGCGGUGGUGGGCUUUGUGAGUUUCGCGGUGUGCUACCGCCACGGCCCCCUGGUGGAGGAGCGCAGCAUUAACAUCCUGUCCUGGACGCUGCAGAUAUUCGGCCUGCUGCUGGUCUACGCCGGCAUCCAGGUCCAGCAGGUGGCGCUAGCCAUCAUUGUGGCAGCUUUCUGCGCCAAGAACCUGGAGUAUCCUGUUCAGCUGGCCAUAAAUGCGUACAUCAGGCUGAGACCAAACUGGUGCAGGAAGCUGGAGCCUCGUCGUCUUCUGACUGAGGAGGAGUACCAGAGGCAGGGGGAAGAGGAGACACAGCGCGCCCUGGAGGAGCUGCGGGAGUACUGCGGCAGCCCCGAUUUCCAGACCUGGAAGACCGUCUCCAGGCUGCAGUCUCCGAAGAGGUUCGCGGACUUCGUGGAGGGCUCACCCCAUUUGAUGGGGAACGAAGUGUCUCAUCACGCGCAGGAGUACGGGCUGGGAGGGUCCUUCUUCGAGGACGAGCUCUUCGCCACAGACGAGGAGGACGAGGAGGAAGUGUCUGAGGACGAGGAGAAGGAGCAUGUGCUGAAGAGGGAGCAGCUUAAAGAGCGCUUCAGGAACCAUCGAGACAUGUGAGGGAGCGGGGGCCGUCGGGGGCAGGCACACACAAGGCCCGAAAUUCCUCCCAACUUUCGCAUCCCCAGAGCUCCGUCGGUUGAGCGUAGCGGGUGUGGCUUCAGCCCUGUCAGUCUUCAGAUUGUGGCAGAGGAGCAAGCUCGGUUACGAUUCGGAGCAGAAGCCAGACAAGUGCCCUCAAACAUGUCUCCGGGACAGCGUUUGACAACAAUCAAUCAAUCAAUCAACAAUCGUACAACUGAGAGAAAGGAAAACGUUGGAACAUACUCAAACGUAUUCACGUCUUUUUGGAAAAGCAGUAUUCAGUAUGACACUUUCGUAAAGGAACAUUUUCAUUUUGAUCUUUUCCUGUGUGCAACUGUUCAAGACAAAAUUCUAGAAUGAUGAUGGAUGGAUCAUUUUGAUUUAAGUGGUCUUACGCUGGCUUGUUUCAUUUUCCUUUCCGUGUCGCAGGGACUCUUCCAUUACAGCGAUCGACUGGUAAAUGUUUGCUUCUUGUAUUGAAGGUAAAAUCCCAAGAAAAUGUUCAGCUCAAGUCGGUGAUGUUUCUGUUUGCUGUGUAGUAAUACGCCAGUUCCGGUGCUAACAUUUGGGAGGAAAGUCAUAGCAAAGUAAACCUUUCGCCGAGAGGACUUCUUAGCUCUUCUCAGUCCCAAUGCUCUGGGUCCAAAUGCUGGUCUAACCUCUACCCAUCAGUAAAGAUAUUUUUUUAUCCAAUCGGUUAGCUCCACUCUUCAGAAAAGCACACAAUAUUGCAGUGCUGCUCAUCUCCAUGUCCUGCAGGCUACCCAACUCCUGAUAUCACUAAUUAACUUAUUGUCUGAACCAAGCAGGUUAAAUAAUUAGUGAUGUCGGGUAGUGUAGCGCACAGCAGAAGCGAUUACCAGCAGACACUGCGGCCCGCAGGACGAGGAGUGGAGCAGCGCUGCAAUAUGGUGACGUUGCUCACAACCUGACUUGAAGUGUAGUGCCUUUAAUCCAAAUACUGUACCGAUGCUGUGAACUGAUUCUGAAGCCUGUUCUAAAACUUCCAGUCUUCUGAUGAACUGUUAUCUACAACUUCUUCCAAGAGUGAAACCAUGACACUUAACACACUUAACACAAGAUAUUGACUAAAUAAAAAUUCAGAUUCCACAUUGACCUUCUUCUAUCCAUCUUUACUUUUUUCUCUUGGUGUGCCUUAGGAAGUUACAUGGUGUGCUAGUUAUUUUAGUUGUAUUUUAAAUUGUAUUGUUUUUAAUGGUUUGUAACUGUUGAACCAAAGUGCUCAACUUGCGUAGUUGGUGUAAUGUUGGCUGAUUUUUCCAUAGGUGAUGAGAUUCCAGCUCAAACUUGCCAUUAUCGCUUUUGUCAUUCACUUCUACAGGGAUGCAGGAUAUGGAAAUUGUAGGAAUGGUAGAAGGAUUGCUUCUUGGUUUUGGCUGGUAAACGCAAUUUAAAUAAAGAAGAAGUGUAAAUGACUAUGAUUGGGCUCAUUUUUGAGCAUGACAUUUUUGCUUCAUUUACAGCAUCAUCGUAUUUGACAAAUAUGAUGAUGCAUGUAUGUUGCUUCAUCAUAUUUGUUUUCAUAUUAAUUUAUCAGUUUAUGGAACCCUGAUAUCCUGCACCUCUAGUUAUAAAUCUAUAAUGUAUGGCCAGACCCAAUUGGUUUACAGAAAAUAGACUGGUACAGUUAGCUAGCUAGUUGGUUAUUUUUCUUAGAAACUUUUACCUCAUAAAAUGUAGAAUGGCCACCAGCUCUAACAGAUUACAAUUUCAGUCAGUAUAUCAAAUUUAUUUUCCAGAACAAUCUGUGGUAUUAAAAUAGUCAAACUGAUGGAAUUCUUUGACACUUAUUUUUUCCUUUUCAAUUACAUAUGAGCACACUGAAUAGACACAAAAAUACUUCUGUGUUUUGUCUUGUGUAAUAUUUUUUUGUGGGAUUUGUCCUUGUGUGAAAUUGGGUCAAAGCUGAACCAUAUCUUCUAUUUGUUGGAAUAAGAUGGAUGUACACAGUGACUGGUUUUGUAUGUAAGAUUUUAUGAUGCCAGUGAAUCCAUGCCAUAAGGGUUUUCAGUGUCUUCUGAGUUAUCUUUGUUUUUUUUGUUUUUGUUUGCGGGGGGAACUAAUAAAUGUGUUGAGAUUGA